AUGUACGCCUCUUCAGUCGUCCGCGCCCGUAUGGCCAACGUUGUUGCCCGUCGUGGCUUCUCCACCACUCGUGCUCAGCUCGGCAGCCCCUACCACUAUGCUGAGGGUCCUCGCACCAACAUUCCCUUCAACCCUCUGACCAAGCACUUCUUCUGGCGCUACUGGGCUUUCAUGGUCACUGGCUUCGGUGCUCCUUUCGCUAUCGCUGUCUGGCAGACCUACAAGACCAAAUAA
Penicillium diatomitis is the source of this 234-nucleotide messenger RNA. RefSeq names its product cytochrome c oxidase VIIc family protein. The transcript has 3 exons. NCBI's taxonomy places the organism in Eukaryota, Fungi, Ascomycota, Eurotiomycetes, Eurotiales, Aspergillaceae. Bases 1 to 234 code for a protein of 77 amino acids. Gene Ontology annotation, biological process: mitochondrial electron transport, cytochrome c to oxygen. The record is from RefSeq and is a predicted model, not a curated record.